AGCGGCAUGGGUGAGCGUGCAACACGAGGCCUAGGUUUUAGUUGCUGUAUUUCCUUAGCGUUCGUUAUAUUGUUAUAUCGAUUCCUUAUCGUAUCGAUCUUACGUUAGCCUUCUAGUGGAUGUUGAGUUGUAUCAAAUAGUCGCUUUAUAUGCUGUCCGUACCAGGACGCUGUUCAGCUGUCUACCAUCUCCGAUCCUGAGCUGGGAUAUUUCGUGUACUACUUCCAAUCAAUGACUGCUAUUUGGCAGGCAUGAUAGCACAGUCCGUACUCCAACAAGUGACUGAAAUGCUGGGGGAGUAUCCCAGACUUGACGGUCGAGCGACAAGAACUGGUCCUGUAAGAGCGCGAGGUGGUUACGGAGAUGUUUACAGAGGGAUUCAUGCAAACAGUACCGUAGUGUGCAUAAAGGUCUUCAGACGAGAACAGGUGGAUUUUUCAUGUAUCGAAAGCGAUUUCGUCUCGCGAUUUGUUCACGAGAUUAAAGUUUGGGGCCCGUUAAAGCACCAACAUGUUGUGCAGUUUCACGGAUGGCUUCUCUAUGACCCGCCGACAACGGAACAACCAACUCCGAGCUUAGUGUCAAACUGGUGCAAGGGUGGAAACAUACUAGUUUUUCUCGACAGACGGCCCGAUGCUAAUCGUUCGUCCCUGAUUCGAGGCAUUGCGAAAGGCCUUGCAUAUCUGCAUUCGGAGUCCGUAGUGCACGGAGACAUCAAACCACCCAAUGUUGUAGUCGACGGAAAUGGGGUCCCACAACUGUGUGAUUUUGGGACGUCCUUCGUUCUAUCUCAACCCACUAUAGCUAGGCAGACAAGCGCGAAGACAUGGCGGUAUGCGGCCCCAGAGUUAUUCGAGUUCGGGUCGUCUUCUCGUGCUGCGGCCAGCGACGUCUGGGCUUACGGGUGUUCGGCCAUGCAGGUACAGAUAAACCAAUCAUGUGUAGUUUACUGAACUGACAUUCACCUUGAGAUUCUCCGCGACAGGGUCCCAUACAAGGAUAUCUCGGAAGUUGCGAUUGCUUCGGUUAUUGAGAAAAGACCGCCCUUCGAGCCAAUCUCUUCAUCCCCAAUAGAGAAAGAGCUCAGCACUUGCCUUAAUUGCGACCCUCAACUUCGUCCUGACAUAGUGACUCUCCUCCAACGUCUCGAGUGAGUA
This is a messenger RNA of Cantharellus anzutake, 1157 nucleotides long. Its product is annotated as kinase-like domain-containing protein. The coding region runs from base 252 to 953 and encodes 233 amino acids. Gene Ontology annotation, molecular function: ATP binding; protein kinase activity. The transcript has 5 exons. The record is from RefSeq and is a predicted model, not a curated record. Lineage: Eukaryota; Fungi; Basidiomycota; Agaricomycetes; Cantharellales; Hydnaceae. Gene Ontology annotation, biological process: protein phosphorylation.